This is a messenger RNA of Aspergillus nomiae NRRL 13137, 5107 nucleotides long. RefSeq names its product type V myosin. Gene Ontology annotation, molecular function: microfilament motor activity; actin filament binding; ATP binding. The record is from RefSeq and is a predicted model, not a curated record. The transcript has 9 exons. The annotation marks the transcript as partial. Gene Ontology annotation, biological process: actin filament organization; vesicle transport along actin filament. Gene Ontology annotation, cellular component: cytoplasm; vesicle; myosin complex. NCBI's taxonomy places the organism in Eukaryota, Fungi, Ascomycota, Eurotiomycetes, Eurotiales, Aspergillaceae.
UUUCCAUGAUUUGAAGUUCAGGCCCGUCUGUGGUGUCAUAAGGCGAAUAUAUUCCGCUUUUCUAUUUUCACUAAUCUGUUUGCACAUCAAAAUAUUAAUUGGGUAUUCAAUUAAUGACCUGCUGCUAGAUGCCUACAACAGUGCUCGCUCGGUUUCAUAUACAUUCCACAUAGGUUCUGGUUCGGUCUCGUUUCAACUUAGGUUACAGAUUCCCUGGCCAACGCAGUCCUGAUGGCGCACAACUAUGAGGUCGGAACGAGGGCCUGGCAGCCUGAUCCGACUGAAGGAUGGGUAGCAUCCGAGGUCAAAGAGAAGCUUGUUGAUGGUGACAAAGUGCAGCUUGUUUUUAUACUGGAAAAUGGGGAGACAAAAUCUUUGGAGACCACGCAAGCAGAGUUACAGGUGGAUAACAAUCCUAAGCUACCUCCGUUAAUGAACCCCGCUAUGUUGGAGGCCAGCGAAGACCUGACGAAUCUAUCCCAUUUGAAUGAGCCAGCUGUCUUACAGGCUAUCAAACUACGGUAUGCGCAAAAGGAAAUUUAUACUUAUAGUGGCAUUGUUUUAAUCGCCACUAAUCCUUUCGCUCGAGUGGAUUCGCUAUAUGUUCCUCAGAUGGUGCAAGUUUACGCCGGCAAACAACGUGCUUCACAAGCGCCUCAUCUAUUCGCCAUCGCCGAAGAGGCAUUUGCUGACAUGUUGCGAGAUGCUAAAAAUCAGACAAUUGUGGUUUCUGGAGAAUCUGGUGCUGGAAAGACAGUUAGCGCCAAGUACAUUAUGCGAUAUUUCGCAACUCGCGAAUCCUCGGACCAACCCGGGAAAUACACCACGAGUAGGGCAGAUGCUAUUAGUGAGACUGAGGAGCAGAUCUUGGCUACAAAUCCCGUUAUGGAAGCCUUCGGAAACGCCAAAACAACGCGCAACGAUAACUCUUCGCGAUUCGGGAAGUACAUUGAGAUAAUGUUCGAUGAUAGGACCAAUAUCAUCGGUGCAAAGAUCAGGACGUACCUUUUAGAGAGAUCCCGUUUAGUAUUUCAACCUCUCAAAGAACGCAACUAUCAUAUCUUUUAUCAGCUUGUAGCUGGUGCAACUGACGCAGAAAAGCAAGAGCUUGGUCUUGCGUCGGUUGAGGACUUCGACUAUCUCAACCAAGGCGGGACGCCGACUAUCGAUGGUGUGGAUGACAAGGCGGAAUUCAAUGCGACAAGGAAAUCCCUAGGUACUAUCGGUGUGUCAGAAGAUACGCAGGCCGAAAUCUUUCGCAUCCUUGCAGCUCUCCUGCACCUAGGCAAUGUUAAAAUUACCGCCACUCGAACCGAUUCUUCCUUAUCUCCCUCUGAGCCCUCCCUUGCCAGGGCCUGCAGCAUGCUGGGCAUUGACGUCAAUGAGUUUGCGAAAUGGAUAGUCAAGAAGCAACUUGUAACAAGAGGGGAGAAAAUUACAUCUAACUUGACACAACAACAGGCGACAGUUGUCCGUGAUUCGGUAGCAAAGUUUAUAUAUUCAAGUCUCUUUGAUUGGCUCGUCGACAAAAUUAAUCGCGGUCUAGCAUCCGAUGAAGUUCUGACCAGAUUCAAAUCUUUCAUCGGUGUCCUGGAUAUAUAUGGGUUCGAGCACUUUGCCAAAAAUUCGUUCGAACAGUUUUGCAUCAACUACGCUAAUGAGAAGCUGCAGCAAGAGUUCAAUCAACACGUGUUCAAAUUGGAACAAGAAGAAUAUGUUCGAGAGCAAAUUGACUGGACCUUCAUUGAUUUCUCAGACAAUCAACCAUGCAUUGAUCUAAUUGAGGCAAAACUGGGGAUCUUAUCCCUUUUAGAUGAGGAAUCUCGGCUGCCGAUGGGUUCUGAUGAACAGUUUGUGACAAAACUGCAUCAUAAUUUUGCAGCGGACAAGCAAAAAUUCUACAAAAAGCCUCGGUUCGGAAAGUCGGCGUUCACCAUAUGUCACUAUGCUGUGGACGUAACUUACGAAUCAGAUGGUUUUAUAGAGAAGAAUAGGGAUACUGUCCCGGAUGAACACAUGGAUGUUUUACGCAACUCCUCAAAUCAAUUCGUGAAAGAUAUAUUAGAUACGGCCGCUGCCGUCCGCGAAAAAGACUCUGCAUCCAUCUCCUCUAAACCAGUCGCUGCACCAGGCCGUAAAAUUGGCGUUGCCGUCAACCGCAAACCUACACUUGGAGGGAUCUUCAAAUCAUCGCUGAUUGAGCUCAUGAACACCAUAAAUUCUACGGAUGUGCACUAUAUACGUUGUAUCAAGCCUAAUGAAGCGAAGGAAGCUUGGAAGUUUGAAGGUCCCAUGGUCCUCAGUCAAUUGAGAGCUUGUGGUGUGCUCGAAACGGUCCGUAUCAGCACUGCUGGAUAUCCUACUCGCUGGACUUACGAAGAAUUUGCGAUACGCUACUAUAUGCUGUGUCAUUCAUCGCAGUGGACGUCUGAAAUCCGAGAAAUGUGCCACGCAAUCCUACAAAAAGCCUUAGUAGAUGGCAGCAACCAAAAACAAGAUAAAUACCAGCUUGGUUUGACUAAGAUAUUCUUCCGGGCAGCCUUGAUCAGGGGGUUUUUAGCAAGGCAGCAUGCGGCCGAGGUGCGCAAGGUCAAAGCUGCAACUUCUAUUCAACGGGUGUGGCGAGGACACAAGGAAAGGAAAAAGUAUAACAUCAUCCGUGCCAACUUCAUAUUGUUUCAAUCGGUUGCGAAGGGCUUCCUCUGCCGGCAAAAUAUAAUGGAUACGAUACAUGGAAACGCUGCCAAAGUUAUACAACGUGCCUUCCGCUCGUGGCGUCAAUUACGAGCUUGGCGGCAGUAUCGCCGAAAUGUGGUCACUGUGCAGAACCUUUGGAGAGGCAAGCAAGCGAGGAGACAAUACAAAAAGCUCCGUGAAGAUGCAAGGGACCUGAAGCAGAUCUCUUACAAGCUGGAGAAUAAAGUGGUAGAGUUGACUCAGUACCUCGAGUCUCUUAAACGUGAAAAUAAGUCAUUGAAUCUGCAGUUAGAAAACUAUGAAACUCAGUUGAAGUCAUGGAGGAGUCGUCACAAUGCUCUGGAGAAUCGCUCUAGAGAACUUCAGGCUGAGGCAAACCAAGCAGGAAUCAACGCUGCUCGGCUGUCUGCUAUGGAAGAAGAAAUGAGUCGAUUGCAGCAAAAUCACAGCGAAGCGCAAACGACAAUUAAGCGGCUGCAGGAGGAAGAAAGAGUGUCACGGGAAUCCAUUCGUUCUGCAAAUGAGGAGCUGCAGCGGCUUAAACAAAUGAACACCGAGUCGGAUGAUGAGAAAGCUUCCCUCCGUCAACAGAUCGCUGACCUUGAAGAGCAGCUAGAGCUUGCGAAGAGGACCUUACCUAGCGGGGGCUUGAACGGCGAUCAAUCAAACGGCAGCGCCAUCCCACCACCUGCCAGUGGAUUGAUUAAUCUAGUGUCCUCAAAGAAGGCAAAGCCAAAAAGACGCAGCGCCGGUGCAGAGAGGAUAGACACAGAUCGUUUUAGCGGUGCUUACAACCCACGCCCAGUCUCCAUGGCUGUUCCUAGCUCCUUAAUGCGUCAAAACCUAUCAGGGAGCACUUUGUCACCUGGACUGGACUCUGUCGAGGUGGAGCUUGAAAAUUUACUUUCUGAAGAGGAUGAACUCAACGAGGAGGUCACUAUGGGUUUGAUACGCAAUCUAAAGAUUCCGCUCCCUAGUUCUACUCCACCGCCAACCGAAAAAGAAGUCCUAUUUCCUGCUUAUUUGAUAAACCUUGUCACUUCUGAAAUGUGGAACAACGGCUUCGUGAAGGAAUCUGAACGGUUUCUGGCGAAUGUGAUGCAGUCGAUUCAACAAGAGGUCAUGCAACAUGAUGGAGACGAUGCUAUAAACCCCGGGGCCUUUUGGCUAUCUAAUGUGCAUGAAAUGCUUUCUUUCGUGUUCCUGGCUGAGGAUUGGUAUGAAGCACAAAAAACUGACAAUUACGAGUACGACCGGCUGCUGGAGAUUGUAAAGCACGAUUUGGAAAGCCUCGAGUUCAACAUUUAUCAUACCUGGAUGAAAGUGUUGAAAAAGAAGCUUUAUAAAAUGAUCGUUCCUGCGAUCAUCGAGUCCCAAUCACUUCCUGGCUUUGUUACAAGUGAAACCAAUCGUUUUCUUGGGAAGCUUCUUCCUUCCAACAACAACCCAGCUUACAGUAUGGACAAUCUUCUUAGCCUUCUGAACAAUGUCUACAAGGCAAUGAAAGCUUUUUACCUCGAGGAUUCGAUCGUUACUCAGACUGUCACCGAACUUCUUCGUUUGGUUGGCGUCACCGCUUUCAAUGACCUUCUCAUGAGGAGGAAUUUCUUGUCCUGGAAGCGUGGCCUCCAAAUAAAUUACAAUAUAACUCGUAUUGAGGAAUGGUGUAAAAGCCAUGAUAUGCCGGAAGGGACGUUGCAGCUUGAGCACUUGAUGCAAGCGACCAAACUUCUUCAGUUAAAAAAGGCCACACUAAACGACAUUGAGAUUAUCCAAGAUAUCUGUUGGAUGCUUUCCCCGAAUCAAAUUCAGAAGCUCCUGAAUCAAUACUUAGUGGCGGAUUAUGAGCAGCCGAUUAAUGGCGAAAUCAUGAAAGCUGUGGCCUCGCGUGUCACGGAGAAGAGCGAUGUGUUGCUUCUGACGCCUGUGGAUAUGGAGGAUAGUGGUCCAUACGAGAUUGCCGAACCUCGUGUUAUCACGGCCCUAGAGACAUACACACCGUCAUGGCUGCAAACACCGCGGCUAAAACGUCUUGCUGAGAUUGUCUCAGCUCAGGCGAUGGCUCAGCAAGAGAGGCUUGAAAUGGCGGAUAUAGCAUGAUGUCUUUCAUACUUCACUGUAGUACGAAGGUAGGCCAACUGCCAAUGCUGUCUGGUCGAGUAGGAACAAACCUCUACUGAGUAUACUGCUUAGAAGGAGUCGUCUUGUCGUCAUUUCCUAGAGUUACGGAUCAUGAUGAGAUUAUGCAUUUCUUUUACCUUUGAACAGCGUGUCCUUAUUCUGUAUUUUUGGGGGGCCGGGGGUAUUAGGCCACACCUGUAUGUUGUCUUGGAUUCUCUAUUCAGAUUUUUCUUUUUAUUCGAGUCUCACUUGUGGAUACGAAUUUGAGCACGAGGUCCAUCUGCCUCAC